AUGGCGGACAACGAACUUGGGUUUAUGCAGCGCUUCAAGGCCUCCUUCUCCAGAGAGCUGCGCGCGGCCUAUCGAUAUGCUCUGCAACCCUCGAGGGCUGGUCGCCCUGCAUACGAAGCGGUAUCCUACGGGCUCAUCAACGUCGUCAUUACCCAACACUGCAGGGAGAUGGUCUUGGCCCGCGACGCCGCGUCAGACACGUUGACCAUCACGGUCCCGCAAGGGCGGGUAGAGAAGGUUAAAAGCUACCGUAUUCCCGACUUCUUCGUUCAGUUCAUGAAGGAUACCCCCGGGCCGCGGGAGUACAUGUACUUCUGGGAAGUCAAACGACCCGUUCUCUUGGAUGCGGCAGAAUCCGAGGUUGCCGACGAGGACUGGGCCACCGGCGAAGUUAGCCCCAUAGAGGAGGAGGACGAAGAGGACGAAGAGGAGGACGAAGAAGAAGAGAAGGACGACGAAGAAGAGGAGGAGGACGGAGGCGGGAAGGAGGAAGACGAGGUGAAGGACGACGACGACGUGAGGGGAGAGGGCGACGACGGCGAGGGCGAAGGCGACGAGGGUGGCGGCGGCGACGAGGAGGAGGACGACGAGGGCAAUCGCGAGGAGGAACCACCGACUUUUGAAGAUCAGUUCAUUCAGGAGUACGAGAAACUUUACGACAGCGAGAUCUAUAAGCAGAUCCGUCAGCAAGCCGAGCACACCUUCUCUCAAGAGGUCGAACAGGAUUUCGUCUUCAUUUUCAGCUCCUCUGGCGGCUACUUUUCCUUGACCGUGUUCAUGAAGAACAGUGGUGACGACGGCGCAGAAGCCAGACGCGCACGCCUGAAUGAGUAUUGGGCAUGGCGACCGGUGGUGGAGGCGCACACAACGGCUUUUCAUACCGCACGAGUCCAGAAAAUCGAGGAGGGCGCCGCCAAGGACAGCUUCUGGAAGACGUUAGAUCCCGAGGAGAAGGAUGCACGUUUGGGUCCUGUCAAAGAUACGUUGCAGCAGGCGUACGAUAAUCGACACGAGAUCGUGUACCACGCGACCGAGAUGUUUGAGGAUAUCUCCGGCAAUAUGCGGCCAAGCGUAUGGCUCGUCCACGCCCUCAGUAUCGUCCAGAAAGCUAGCGGCUUUGUUAUCCCGGCUGGAUCGCUCCAGGAUGAGUGGUCACACUUCUCGACAGACGACGUCCCGGCGCCGGUUCUCGAUGAAGCAGCUCUGACGCGUAUAAAGGGCGGUGCGCUACCUUACACGGUCAGAGAUGCAUUCACCCAGUUCGAAAAUAUGAUUCGUCCGCCAUUGACCAAUUCGAGGGAGGGUUCUAGGUCCAAGAGGCCCACGCCCAGGGGCUCAGGUGCCCAGACGCCUCUAUUAGGCGGAGAUCUAGGGCCAGCGGGUGGAACUCGUAGGCAGGCUGCGAGACAGGCGGGAGGACCCGAGAUGGACGAGUUAGCCCGGCGCAUGGGUGAGCUGCGUACCGAGGGCUUGCGUCGAUCUACCAGGGUCACUGCCGCUGGCACGUCCACACGCGAUUCCUCGGGGUCGCCGGCUCCUAACCGAGGCGGGCGUUGA
Peniophora sp. CBMAI 1063 is the source of this 1557-nucleotide messenger RNA. The record is from the annotation of a GenBank genome assembly. Lineage: Eukaryota; Fungi; Basidiomycota; Agaricomycetes; Russulales; Peniophoraceae.